Molecule: messenger RNA, 2360 nt
Organism: Dissoconium aciculare CBS 342.82
Lineage: Eukaryota; Fungi; Ascomycota; Dothideomycetes; Mycosphaerellales; Dissoconiaceae
Exons: 7
Coding region: 315-2189 (624 amino acids)
Biological process (GO): transmembrane transport
Cellular component (GO): membrane
Molecular function (GO): myo-inositol:proton symporter activity
Source: RefSeq, a predicted model, not a curated record
CAUCUUCUGCCGGGGAUGAGAUGGACACGAAGGAAGCGAUGUAGGUGCGCGCGCGCACAUGUGUGUGUCUGCAUACAUCCAUCCUUCCAUCCAUACCCAUGAUUGCGAUGGAACCUAUAUAAUGGCCGUCUUGCGCAUCCUGUUCCCCUCCUUCCACUCCGUCUGCCUCCCUUCCUCUUUGCGCUCACAGACAUCUAUUGGCAUCCCAUUGAUCCCUUCGGAACAUCAAUUGGGCUUCUUGCUUCGUUUCCGCUCACCUAGACACCGCUCAAUUGUCGCCGCGCGCGUGACAAUCUUGAGAGAUAGCCUACAUCAUGGCGGACGAAAAGAACCACACCGCGGCCGAUAUCUCGCCGACCGUUUCCGCUGAACAUGCGGAGCACCACCCCGAGAAGACGACCCUGGCUGCCAGGGUCAGCAAUCCUCUCGAGGGUAUUCCCCGCGACCAGCUCCUCGCCGAAGUCGAGGCUUUCGCCCGCGACAAGGGCAUCGAGGACAAGACCACCAUCUUGCAAAAGGGAGCCCUCGUCGCUCAGGACCCUGCGGGCUUUGAAUCCCUCGAGCAGCUCGAUGAGCACGAAAAGAACCUCCUCCGGCGGGAGGUCACUCACCGAUGGAGUCACCCGAUGGCGUUAUACUGGACAAUCAUCAUCUGUUCGAUCGGUGCGGCGGUGCAGGGUUGGGAUCAGACUGGAUCGAACGGUGCCAACCUGAGCUUCCCUACUGAAUUCGGCAUUGGCGAGGGUGAGAACUACGACUCUCCCAACCAGGUGCGCGACAGUUGGCUGGUCGGUGUCGUGAAUGCUGGUCCAUAUCUGGGUAGUGCUUUCCUUGGAUGCUGGCUUGCCGAUCCUUGCAACUACUACCUCGGUCGCCGUGGUACCAUCUUCCUCUCCGCCAUCAUCUGUAUCCUCACACCCAUCGGUGGCGCUGUCUCGCAGACCUGGGUUCAGCUUUUCAUCACUCGUCUUCUCAUGGGUAUCGGUAUGGGUCUCAAGGGCUCUUCCGUCCCGAUCUUCGCCGCUGAGAACUCGCCUGCACGAAUCCGAGGUGCUUUGGUCAUGACCUGGCAGAUGUGGACCGCUUUCGGCAUUUUCCUCGGCUUCUGCGCCAACCUCGCCGUCUACCAAGUGGGCGCCAUCGCCUGGCGUCUGCAAAUCGGGUCCGCCUUCAUUCCUGCCGUGCCGCUCGCCAUCGGAAUCUACUUCUGCCCGGAGAGCCCUCGCUGGUACAUGAAGAAGGGUCUCUACCGAAAGGCCUUCCAAUCGCUCCUCCGUCUGCGAUUCAGCGAGCUUCAAGCCGCCCGUGACCUCUACUACAUCCACAAGCAACUCGAGAUUGAAAAGGCCAUCGUCGGCAAGAGCAACUAUGUUACCCGCUUCACACAGCUUUUCACCAUUCCGCGUGUUCGCCGCGCCACCCUGGCCAGCUUCACCGUCAUGAUCGCGCAGCAAAUGUGCGGCAUCAACAUCAUCGCCUUCUACUCGUCCACCGUCUUCGUCAAGGCGGGAGCCUCCGCCCGCAACGCGCUGAUCGCCUCCUUCGGCUUCGGUCUCGUCAACUUCGUCUUCGCCUGGCCCGCCAUCUACACCAUCGACACCUUCGGCCGUCGCUCCCUCCUCCUCUUCACCUUCCCCCAGAUGGCCUGGACCCUCCUCGCCGCCGGUCUCUGCUUCCUGAUCCCCAACCCGACCACCCAACUCGGCCUCGUCGCGCUCUUCAUCUACCUCUUCGCCGCCUUCUACUCCCCCGGCGAAGGACCCGUCCCGUUCACCUACUCGGCCGAAGUCUUCCCGCUGUCCCACCGCGAGGUGGGGAUGGGCUGGGCGGUCGCGACCUGCCUCUUCUGGGCCUCCGUCCUGUCCAUCUCCUUCCCGGCCAUCCUCGCGAAAUUCACCGCGACCGGCGCCUUCGGCUUCUACGCCGGCCUCAACGUCAUCGCCUUCUUCAUGAUCUUCCUGUUCGUGCCCGAGACCAAGCAGCGCACCCUCGAGGAGCUCGACUACAUCUUCGACGUCAAGACGAGCACCUUCAUGAAAUACCAGACCACCCAGGCCGCGCCCUACUGGUUCAAGAGGUGGGUCCUGCAGAACAAGAGCGCCACCCUCGAGCCGCUGUACGCGCGCAGCGAGGCGGUCGAGAAGGCGGAUACCCUCGCGCGGACGGGCAGCGUCAGCAACCCUGUCUGAUGGGGACAUCAUGAUUAUGUGAGAGUUGGGAUUUUCUACGCGGGAUAUGAGGGAUAAAAACACGUUUGGAAAGGACUUUUUAUGAGGAAAUGAUAGUGAGAGAUAUACAGUACGAAAGAAGAUCAAGAGAAUUUGUCCCCUCGCUCAUUUGAGAUUGAUUUCCUCCUGUUU